UCUCUCUUUUUAUUUAUUUCUCUCUUUCUCUCUCUUUAGAAAAUAAAUGUCGACUUGGAAUCUUCCUAAUUUUCCACUUUUCGCGAAUAUUGUGAAAUAUGCAACCCAUGAGAAUAAUGUUGCUAUUGAUGACGCACGAAUGAGUACUUCAUUUACUUAUUCUCAACUUGUUGCUGCCAUUGUCAAUCUUGCCGGGAUGUUGAGAGGACAGAAAAGACAGCUUCAAAGGGAAAGAAUAGCUAUUUUAUGCCCAAGCGGGUUUCCAUACGUGGUCGCUUUGUUUACUGUUUGGGCUUUGGGUGGCAUUGCUGUGCCUUUAUGCACAACACAUCCUUUACCUGAGCAAACCUACAGCUUACAGGAAUCUCAAUCCAGUUUUAUACUUGGACAUCCAGUAUUCAAAGAGCGACUAGACCAACUUUCAGAAGCAACCAAGCUGGAAUACGUCAUGAUAACUGACGAACAGCUACUGCACAUGGAUAGUAAACAUGUGCCUGAAUGCUCUGAUACCUUCUCUUUGGAUACGAGUGCUUUGAUCAUUUUUACGAGUGGCACAACAGGCAAACCAAAAGGCGCGGUUCUCACCCACCACAACUUGGAAGCGCAAGCUUCAUGUUUAGUCAAAGCUUGGUACUGGGCGUCAAAUGAUAGAAUCCACCAUAUAUUACCCCUUCACCACAUUCAUGGUAUUGUUAAUGCCCUUGUCUGUCCUCUCUAUAUCGGUGCUACAGUUGAAAUGUAUCAAAAAUUUGAUGCUGCAGCCGUUUGGUCUCGCUGGUCAGACAUGGAACGGCCUAGGCUUACCGUAUUUAUGUCAGUGCCUACUGUAUACGCCAAACUUUCACAGUACUAUAAAGCACAAGAUGAAGACAAACAAUCUGAAUUGACAAAAGCUUGUAAGCAGUUUAGGUUCAUGGUAUCUGGAUCAGCUUCACUUCCUACUACGAUACGUAAUACAUGGAGAAAGCUAAGUGGUGGCCAGGUCUUGUUGGAACGAUAUGGAAUGACAGAAAUUGGUAUGGGAUUAAGUCAAGAAUAUGUCAUAUGGGAACGUGUUGAGGGAACUGUUGGAAUUCCCCUUCCUGGAGUUCAAGUCCGUAUCGUGUCUGAAGCAGAUGGCAGAGAUAUCACCGAUUUACGUGAUACACCCGGUAUUCUUCAAAUUAAAGGACCUACUGUCUUUAAAGAGUAUUGGCAACGACCUGAUGCAACAAAAAAGGAAUUUACAAAAGAUGGCUGGUUCAUCACAGGAGAUAUGGCACAAAGAAUAACUCAUAAAGGAUAUUACCAAAUCUUAGGUAGAAGCAGUAUUGAUAUUAUUAAAACAGGCGGUGAGAAAGUAUCUGCACUGGAAAUCGAACGAGAGAUGCUUUCUUGCGAUAUAGGCAUUCAAGACGUGGCUGUCGUGGGUAUUCCUGACCCUGAGUGGGGCCAGAAGGUCUCUGCUGUAGUUGUCAUGGAGCAUGGAAGAGAACUUGACUUGCAAACAUUACGCGACAAAUUAAAAAAAAGACUAGCCGUUUACAAAGUUCCAAGCCAGUUAAAGUGUGUGCCUGAAUUACCCAAAAAUGCAAUGGGAAAAGUAACCAAAAAGGAUUUGGUGGCAUUAUUUCAAUAAAGGAAUGACCCACAACUAGAUAUUCUCUCUUUUUUUUUCUUUAUGCAUACAUUAUUACUAUUACAGCUUAUCCUACUCGCCUUGUCUGUUCACGUAAUUUAUUGUGAGCAAUACGAACCUUGUUUGGCAACAGCAAAGAAUCAGAGAUUAAAUCAUGGAUACACAUUUGCCUUGGCAAAAGUAAAAGACACAAUCUCUCCUCUAGGACCUCAAGAGGCGUGCUAUUUCAGCUGUGGGGCAAGAAUUGUAA
Molecule: messenger RNA, 1868 nt
Organism: Rhizopus microsporus ATCC 52813
Lineage: Eukaryota; Fungi; Mucoromycota; Mucoromycetes; Mucorales; Rhizopodaceae
Product: AMP-dependent synthetase and ligase
Exons: 10
Coding region: 47-1618 (523 amino acids)
Biological process (GO): fatty acid metabolic process
Molecular function (GO): medium-chain fatty acid-CoA ligase activity
Source: RefSeq, a predicted model, not a curated record